Molecule: messenger RNA, 1469 nt
Organism: Nannospalax galili (Upper Galilee mountains blind mole rat)
Lineage: Eukaryota; Metazoa; Chordata; Mammalia; Rodentia; Spalacidae
Gene: Asb11
Product: ankyrin repeat and SOCS box containing 11
Exons: 7
Coding region: 52-1023 (323 amino acids)
Biological process (GO): positive regulation of protein catabolic process; intracellular signal transduction; protein ubiquitination
Molecular function (GO): protein binding
Source: RefSeq, a predicted model, not a curated record
AACUCAGUAAAAUUUUGCAGCCCUAAGAACCAAUGCCGAGAAUAAGCCAAAAUGGAUGAUGGUCCUGUUUUCUAUGGCUUUAAAAACAUUUUUAUUACAAUGUUUGCAAUGUUUUUUUUUUUCAAGCUUUUGAUUAAAGUGUUUCUGGCUCUCCUAACCCAUUUCUAUAUCGUCAAAGGAAAUAGAAAAGAAGCAGCUAGGAUAGCAGAAGAGAUCUAUGGUGGACUUUCAGACUGCUGGGCUGAUCGAUCCCCACUUCAUGAAGCUGCGGCCCAGGGGCGCUUGUUGGCACUUAAAACUUUAAUUGCACAAGGUGUCAAUGUGAAUCUUGUGACAAUUAACCGGGUCUCCUCUCUCCAUGAGGCGUGCCUUGGCGGUCACGUGGCCUGUGCUAAAGCCUUGCUGGAAAAUGGUGCGAAUGUCAAUGGAGUGACGGUUAAUGGGGCCACACCCCUCUUCAAUGCUUGCUGUAGUGGUAGUGCUGCAUGUGUCAAUGUGCUAUUGGAGUUUGGAGCCAAGGUCCAGCUUGAGGUAUACCUGGCUUCACCUAUCCAUGAAGCAGUGAAAAGAGGUCACAGAGAAUGCAUGGAGAUUCUGCUGGCAAAUAAUGUUAACAUCGACCAAGAGGUGCCUCACCUGGGAACACCCCUAUAUGUGGCAUGUACCUUCCAGAGAAUUGAUUGUGUGAAGAAACUUCUAGAACUAGGAGCCAGUGUUGAUCAUGGCCAGUGGCUAGACACCCCUUUGCAUGCUGCAACAAAACAGUCCAAUGUGGAGGUCAUCCACCUGCUCACUGAGUAUGGGGCUAACCUAACUCUCAGAAAUGCUCAGGGAAAAAGCGCACUUGAUCUUGCUGCUCCCAAAAGCAACGUGGAGAAGGCACUCCUGCUCCAUGAAGGUCCACCUGCUCUUUCCCAGCUCUGUCGCCUGUUUGUCCGGAAGUGCUUGGGCCGAGCAUGUCAUCAAACCAUCUGCCAGCUAGGCCUGCCGGAACCACUGGAAAGAUUCCUCUUAUACCAGUAGUCCCAAAUGUCCAUGGGCAGAUACAUAGACAUAUAUAGGUUGCUGCCAGCUUUCCACACUCAGUGGUUUGACCCAUUAUCCUAAAAAGCUCUCAGCCAAUUACAAUACAUCUUCCCAAAAUCCAAACACUUGGGGUGAGCAAACUCCUGGUUAGUUUAACACUCUCAUUUACCAAGAGGCAACCAGAACCUUUUAGCUUUUAACUCUUGAUAAUCAACUUUAAGAAUACCGUGAAGUAGAAUGGAAAUUAUAGCAAUUUUCUGAUUAUUUAGGAUCCCCUAGUACCUAGUGGUGGUGGGAUCAACAUUCUGAAUAGGCACAAGUAGGUAAGAUUUAAAUAAAUGUCAAGAACCCCCAAGAAAUUCUCUUGAUUUAGUUCCUCCUUCUACCAUAGUUCUUUUUUGUUUGUUUUCUCCCUUGAAUAAAUAUCUGCUGUGAUUUUGUUU